This is a messenger RNA of Varroa destructor (honeybee mite), 2551 nucleotides long. Its product is annotated as GTP-binding protein Rhes-like. The record is from RefSeq and is a predicted model, not a curated record. Gene Ontology annotation, molecular function: GTPase activity; GTP binding. NCBI's taxonomy places the organism in Eukaryota, Metazoa, Arthropoda, Arachnida, Mesostigmata, Varroidae.
GUUAGCCUCGACGCCGACAGCGCGAUUGGACAAAAACGACGUUGAAACUCAAGGGCCCAUAGAUAGGACAGUGUUAGAUUUCUGGGAGCGAAGCGUCAACUUGCGGCUCCGCAGCGUAUAGUAGCUGACAAAAGCCAAGCAGGAUUUCGCAGGGUAACGACGAGUGCGAUGACGCUGUGUGCCAAGUGCUAAAGUGGUCGUGAGUUGGAAAUUGCAACAAAAAAACAAGAAACGAACAGUAAUACUGUGUAUAGCACGAACAAUCGGAAAAAUAGGACUCAACAAAAACGAAGCGGUUCUGUUACUGUGUGCCUUCACCGUGGUGGACUCGACUCGAGCUCAGUCUCGAGGCGAGACCCAGCCAUCUGUCGAAGUGCAUAAGAGUGGGGCGUUAGAACGGCGGCGUACAGCCGUCGAACUGAACAUUUCCUCGCAAACCGAAGCCGGUGCUGCGGCGCCAAGAAAGGCUAGUUUGCCAGCGAUAUUUCGAAAGAUGCCGGUUCGGGCCGAUAGUAUACUGUCGACGAUUACGGAGGCGUCCUCGUCGGGACCAUGUGUCAAAGAUCACUACAAACUGAUCGUGAUGGGCGCUUCACGGGUUGGCAAAUCGGCCAUAAUUCAACAGUUUCUCUAUAAUCGUUACCCUCAAAAAUAUGUGCCUACUGUAGAAGAGUUCCACUCUGGAGAGUUUGAUUUUAAUGGUGCUUCGAUUACUCUGGACAUAAUCGAUACAUCAGGAUCGUACGAGUUCCCAGCGAUGAGGCGUCUUUCGAUUGAAACAGGAGAUGCAUUCCUGCUUGUCUUCUCCGUGGAUGACGCGGCCUCGUUCGAACAAGUCGUCCAACUCCGGGACGAAAUCCUUGUGCACAACAGCCGCCAGCGUGAACGGCGGUCGAUUAUCGUUGUGGGAAACAAAACCGAUUUACCCCCCGAGCGGUGGCGGGUCAAGCGUGAGAUCGCCGAAGCUCUCGUAGCAAUCGACUGGGAGUUGGGUUAUAUCGAAUGCUCGGUAAAAGGCAAUCGUGGUAUAAUUGAGAUUUUCCGUCGUCUAAUGCGGCAAUGCGAGAUUCCGUACGAGCUCAAUGAGCGAAUCGUUGACAAGCAGCGCCGCAAGUCAUUACCCGUCUAUAACACACAGCCGUCGAUAAGGGACAAAGCAUUAUUGAAACGGAAUUCAUGCAACGUUUCGUAACCCUAAUGCCGUGGCAUGCUUUUUGCAUCGUGUAUCACCUACAGCUGCAGUAUAAAAAAAAGGCCCAAUAUAGGAGACCUUAGAUCGGUAACGCAUAGCAAUCUGCGAGAGAGAGCGCUAGGGAGAUGCCUCGAAACGUAGAAACACAGUCUUGAUAAAGAUUAUUAUUAGAUAUAAUAAUAAUAGAACGAACAAGCAAGUGGCAUUUGAUUAUUAACCCAACCAAUAUGUUUACGUAAUAUAUUAAUAAUUAGAACAUUGAUACUUGAAUAUCCGAUAGAAACACCCGACAUUUUGAGAACGCGAUCAAAUUAGCUGUCAUUCAUAGGCUUAUACAUCGAUCUCGAGGUUCGUAUUCGUCGUUUCGCCCAGUUAACCUGCGCCCCCUUGUGUAAAAUUGCUUAGCUUAAGUUACGCUCAACGUUCCUAUUACCUUGAUAUGUACGCGAACGUUUUUUAACGCGGAACCUGAGUCUGCGUCUGUUGUUCAAUUUCAAUUACUACCACCAAUGUUAUUAACCGUGAUCAAUGAGUCUCCACGUGCACAACUUUUAUCAGUAUUUAUACCGAGUGGAAAUAUCAGUCGUAGGCUCGAAACGAGAUGAUCAGUGUAUCUAAAGUUGGCAACUUAACUUCUCCCAAAAAGCAAGUUAUUUACAACAAAUGACGGUCGUCGUGCUCGUGCUCGUGCUCGUGCUUGUGCUUGUGCACGUAUGAACAUAUACAACGUUACCUAAACAAGCCUAGCCGAGGGGUAGCUGUACAGAGCCAGAAACAAUUGUCCAAAAUGAAAACGGUCCGCUUCUCAUUACGUUUUCAUACCAGACGAGCAUUAUACACUGCCUAUUCAUGAGUGUGGUAUACCAGAGUCGAAAACAUUUCUAAGCCGAAACAACAAAAACAGACAGUCCGCAGUUCGUCUGCGCUUUGUCCUAGCGUAGGUAAACAUGAGUAUUUGUAGGACGUAAGGACAUUAGUAUCGAUGAGAUGUUAUGUGCAUGCGUGAACCAACGUGUUCAAUAAACCAAAGCGCAGCGCAUAGAUAUUAUAGUGAUUGUGAGAGUUUACGAUAUGCUGCGCGUUACCAUUGAUUACUGCUAAUUGCAAACUGGCCAAACGUUACACCUCAACUAACAAAUAAUGUUCUUCCAAAAACAAACAAAAAAAAAAAAUGGAAAAUGCCAGACCGCUAUGAUGGUUCAUCUGGUGUGCACUAAUAAUGAUGUUGUGACCUUCGGCAUAAUUUUGUGCAUUCACUUACUACGAAGACGCUAUCAAUUGCAAAGAAAAAACGCGAACUUGAAAAGAGGAAAAUAUAGAGCUAACACACCAUUCACUGAAGCUCCGUAUAAUUAGCCC